This is a messenger RNA of Brettanomyces bruxellensis, 1104 nucleotides long. RefSeq lists its product as uncharacterized. The record is from RefSeq and is a predicted model, not a curated record. The transcript has a single exon. Gene Ontology annotation, molecular function: RNA binding. Gene Ontology annotation, biological process: endonucleolytic cleavage in ITS1 to separate SSU-rRNA from 5.8S rRNA and LSU-rRNA from tricistronic rRNA transcript (SSU-rRNA, 5.8S rRNA, LSU-rRNA); endonucleolytic cleavage to generate mature 5'-end of SSU-rRNA from (SSU-rRNA, 5.8S rRNA, LSU-rRNA); small-subunit processome assembly. Lineage: Eukaryota; Fungi; Ascomycota; Pichiomycetes; Pichiales; Pichiaceae. Bases 1 to 1104 code for a protein of 367 amino acids. Gene Ontology annotation, cellular component: nucleolus.
AUGGAAACAGACAUAGAGAAUAAGAAUAAGAAGUUGGACGAGUCGAUAUAUGGAGUAAAUACUAGCGGAAGUGAUUCGGAAGAAGAAGAGGAAGAAACAAAACACGAGGAAGUUGAAGUUGACCAGGGUAAGAGGUUCAAAGCGAAAAGGGCACAGUCACGAUUUGCGGAGAGUGAGAGUGAGAGUGAGAGUGAGGGUGAAAAUGAAAAUGAAAAUGAGAGUGAGGAUAAGAGUGGAGAUAAGAGUAAAGAUGAGGAAGAAGAUAAAAGUGAAGAUGAAAAAGAUGAAAAUUCGGAGAAGCAGAUCGAGGAAGACCAAUAUAAAGAAGAAUACGAUGAAAUAGAGGAGAUGGAGAAACAGUUGGCCAAUGAGGGCACGUUUGGAAUACACAAGAUGAAGAAACUUACACCCGAACAACUAGAAAAGGCACAGAAACGAAUAAAAAGAAGUGGAGUGGUGUAUCUGUCCUCAAUGCCGCCAUAUAUGAAGCCAACAAAGCUCCGGCAGAUUAUGGAGAGGUUUGGGGGUGUUGGGCGGAUAUUUUUGAAGCCGGAAGACACAAAGUCACACAAGUCACGUGUCAAGAGUGGGGGAAACAAGAAGCGGAAGUUUGAUGAAGGUUGGUGUGAGUUCAAGAGCAGGAAGGCGGCAAAAUUAGCAGCAGAAACGUUGAAUGGCAAUAUAAUAGGAGGGAAAAAGCGGGGAUUCUACCAUGACGAUAUUCUGAAUGUGAAGUAUUUGAGAGGAUUCAAGUGGGGGGACCUUACGAGGGCUCUAAACAGGGAGAAGGAGGUUAGAGAGAGCAAGAUGGAGGCUGAGCUUGCCCGGGAGAGGAGGAUGAACAAGGCGUUUAUCGAAAAUGUCGAGACGAGUAAGAAGUUCAACAAUAUAAGGAGGCAGAGGUCGAAAAAACGCCAAAGAGAGGAAAAUGAGCCAUCUGGUGCAAAGAGGCAGGAAGUUCAGCCUAAGCCGGAAAUUCGCCGGACAUUUAAGCAGAGAUCUGUUGUUACAAACAGGGCUGGUGCCAAGGAGUCGGAUAAACUGGCUUCGAGGUCGUCCAAUCAGCAUAAGAAGCUUGAGUCUGUAUUGGGCAAGCUUUUUUGA